Messenger RNA from Anarrhichthys ocellatus (wolf-eel), 3289 nucleotides. RefSeq names its product hemicentin-1-like. NCBI's taxonomy places the organism in Eukaryota, Metazoa, Chordata, Actinopteri, Perciformes, Anarhichadidae. The transcript has 13 exons. The record is from RefSeq and is a predicted model, not a curated record. The coding region runs from base 96 to 2912 and encodes 938 amino acids.
UGAUAACAGUGGGCAAGGCCUUUUCUCCCCCAUGCCUUAUAAGAGUGUGGGUGGUUAUAAGAGUGUGGAUAGUUGUUGGGAUUGUCUGCAGCAGCAUGGAUCAUCACUCAGCCGGUCUGCUGUUGCUGUUGCUCACCUGUUUAACAGGUUUUUCUACAAGUGACACUGGGGAGGAUGGAACCAUGGGGGAAAACCCAUACGGGCCGUCUUCAUUGGAGAUCGAUGGGGUCAGUGUGGUGACAGUGGGAAUCCCAUAUUAUUUCCAGUGCAAGGCCUUGUGCUUCCCGGGCUGCAAGUACAGCUGGACCAGGGGUAAUGUGACCACUCAGGGGCCCGUGCUGAGCCUGCAGCUCCUGCACACGAAGCCAACGGAGACCCUGACCUGCACAGUGGACAACCCGGCAACAGGGAAGUCAGCAUCUGUCCAAAAGACGAUGCAAGUGACGGCUGGGCCAUCGAACAUACGGAUCAGCGGUCCAACCUUUCUGACUUCAGGAGUUAAAUCCAACUUCAGCUGCUCGGCCAGCUGCUACCCAUCCUGCAGCUACAGGUGGACUAUUUCCUGGUAUGGGGAGACACUCCAAACUUUCGAAGGCGACACCGUGUCUUUCAGUCCAUAUACCAGCACCAUCAGCUCUGAAAGUCUGACGUGUGAGGCUGAGGACACCAUCUCACAUCUCUACAUCUCUACGACUCUGACGCUGCCGGUGGCAAGUGUAUCUGGCAUUAGCAUAGAAGGUGACACCACAGUGACGAUGGGACAAACGUACACAUUCACAUGCAUCGCGGCAUGCAUCCCAACCUGCAGCUUUACGUGGAAGUACAUGGGGACGACUUACCAGGGAGACCGAAUAGAGAUACCCAUCUUGCAUGAGGGGGACAAGAAAAAGUUUGCCAGUCACUUUGAGAUCACUUUAAGCGACUACUCUAAAAUUGAGCCUCUGACCUGUGUGGCAACAAACUCUAUAUCUCACGCCAGUCUCAACUCCACGGUGAACCUAACUGUCAUUGACCCCAUCUCGGUGCAUCCCACCUCCAAGGACCUGCCAGUGGCAGGCAAGUCUUUCUCCCUGCAGUGUGAUGGCUCUCAGAACCCAGCCUCCAUCACAUGGCUGAAGAACAAACAGCCAAUGCCAGCCUCUGACAGAGUGCAUUUCACCCCUGACAACGUCACGAUGACCUUCGGUCCUCUCCUGCAGGCCGAUGACGGUUUAUACCAAUGUGUGGUGGCAGAGGGGGGGCCCCUCAUCCAGUCUGUUGGCUACAAGAUGCAAGUCAACUAUGGGCCAUCCUCGGUGGUGAUCAGCGGGGUCGACGUAAUGACUUUGGGAAUGCCUUAUGAGUUCCAGUGCUCAGCCAGCUGCUACCCGACAUGCCAGUUCAGCUGGACCUGGGGUAAGGAGACCUCUCAGGGCCCGAAGCUGAGCUUGCAGCUGGUGGAUCCGGCGCCAACGCUGAACCUGGCCUGCACGGCAGUCAAUCCCGCUACGGAAAUAUCAGUCACCACCCAAAAGAUGCUGCAAGUGAUUGUCGGACCAACAAAUAUACAUGUCAGCGGUCCAGCCUUCCUGACUGCAGGAGUUACAUCCAACUUGACCUGCUCGGCCGACUGCCACCCCUCCUGCAGCUUCUCGUGGAUCGUUACCUGGAUGGGGGAGACGCUCAUUACUGCACAAGGCAGCACCAUUUCUGUCACUCUGCCUGUUAACAAUUUCCUCUCAGAUGUAAUUGUGACGUGUAAGGCUCAGGAAACCGUCUCACAUCUCGACAUCGAGAAGUCCCUGCAGCUGCAAUUGGCGAGUUUAUCCAACAUCACCAUCACCGGAGACAGCGCAGUGGCAAUAGGAAAACAGUACACAUACGAGUGCUUCGCCGACUGCACUCCGUCCUGCGAUUUCACUUGGACGUUCAUGGGGAAGCCUUUCGAGAACGAUCGGCUGGAUCUCACUAUUAGCGACUACUCUAAAAUCGAGCCUCUGACCUGUGAGGCGACGAACACUUUAUCUAACGCCACCAUCACCGCCACUAUGAACCUCACUGUCACCGACCCAUUCUCAGUGCGGCCCACCUCCCAGGCCCAGCCGGUUGCAGGCAAGCCUUUCUCUCUGCAGUGCCUUGGCCCUCAGCAACCCGCCGCUAUUAGCUGGCUCAAGAACCAACGGCAAAUGCCAGCGUCUGAGAGGGUGCACUUCUCCCCUGACAACACCACGGUCACCUUCAGUUUUCUCCUGCGAGAGGAUGAUGGGUUGUACCAGUGUCUGGUAGUGGAGGGGGAGAACCGCACCAUCCACGACAACACGCUGGUGGUGAUAGUUGUGGGUGGAACCCCCACCCUGUCUGUCGGCUACCUGAUGCAAGUAAACUACGGGCCAAAUGAGGUGCUCAUUGAGAAACCCAACGAAGGGCCGGUGGGCGAGGUGAUGUUGGUUCAGGCUGGAUCCACAACAGAGCUGCGAUGUGCAACCGACUGCUUCCCCGUCUGCCCCAUCACCUGGUUUUACAAAGGCGCGGUACUGUCUACAAAUGCCUCCAUAUCCUUCACACCUGUAAUACCUCCGUACGCGGCCGACCUCUCCUGCAUGGCAUCCAACCCGGUGACGGGGCAAAACAGCUCCGCUGUGACCGAAGUCGAGGUGCCUGACGGACCGACCUAUGUGGUCAUCACCGGACCGAGGGAUCUUGAAAUCGGGGUCACGGCGAGCUUCGUUUGCUCGGCCGACUGCUCUCCAUCCUGCAGCUUCAAGUGGACCGUGUACGGGCAGACGAUGGCGGGUAGCGUGAUUGACAUCACCGUGAACCGCCAAGUCUCCAAAGAGUCCAUCAGCUGCCAGGCUGAGAACACAUUCACCGGGGAGACGGCGACGCUCAACGUGACAGUCAGUGUCUCGGAUCCUCACUGGUGCGGAUGUUGAAACACUGGAAAAACACUGCACACAUUCUUCAGAUCUGCUAAAUGCUCGGCACACAGCGGAGCGCAAAGUUGUAGUUUGUUAAUCUUGUUAUUAAUGACACUUUCUGUGCCCGUACGGCUGUAUUUGCUCAAGCAUUGUGUACUCUGACUGUGAUGGACUGGCGACCUGAAUAGGGCGUUUCCCCAACAGGUUCCAACCUCUUUGUGACCCUGAAACAAGAUUAGACAGCUAUAAAGAAAUGAUGAUGUGUGCUUGAGUAAUAACUUUUGGGGGGUUUUAAUUACACAAAGCUAAUCUUAUUCUCUUUCAUGAUAUGUUUACAUUUGUCUUGCCAAACACUAUGCACUAUUAUGCUUAAUAAACAAUGAACCUCUGUA